This is a messenger RNA of Meyerozyma guilliermondii ATCC 6260, 1305 nucleotides long. RefSeq lists its product as uncharacterized. Gene Ontology annotation, cellular component: mitochondrion. The transcript has a single exon. The record is from RefSeq and is a predicted model, not a curated record. Gene Ontology annotation, biological process: glycerophospholipid biosynthetic process. The coding region runs from base 1 to 1305 and encodes 434 amino acids. NCBI's taxonomy places the organism in Eukaryota, Fungi, Ascomycota, Pichiomycetes, Serinales, Debaryomycetaceae.
AUGCUUAACGGCGAAAACAAGUACAACAUUAAAGUUCCUUCGAUUUUCGUCACCAAUGGUGGUGGUAAGCCUGAAAAACAGCGUUCUGAUGACUUGAGCGCAAGAUUGGGUGUCACCAUCACCCCAGACCAGAUCAUCCAGGGUCACACCCCAAUGAAAGACUUGGUCAAUGUUUACGAAAACGUUCUUGUUGUGGGAGGUGUUGGCAACGUUUGUCGUCAUGUGGCAGAAUCUUAUGGUUUUAAGAACGUUUUCACCCCAUUGGACAUCUUGAAAUGGAACCCAGCCGUGUCUCCGUACCACGACUUGACCGAGGAAGAACAAACCUGUGCGCGUGAAGUGGACUUCUCCAAGACUCGGAUCGACGCCAUCUUGGUGUUCGCCGACUCUAGAAACUGGGCUGCUGACCAGCAAAUCAUUUUGGAGUUACUUUUGUCAAAAAAUGGUGUCAUGGGUACUGAAUCCAAAACGUACGAUGAAGGACCAGAGAUCUACUUUGCCCAUUCGGACUUUAUCUGGGCUACAAACUACAAAUUAUCAAGGUAUGGAAUGGGUGCUUUGCAAGUAUCGAUUGCCGCACUUUACAGAGAACACACUGGAAAAGAAUUGAAGGUGAACAGAUUCGGUAAGCCUCAAAAGGGUACGUUCAAAUACGCCAACAAGGUGCUUUCUAGUUGGAGAAAGGGUGUUUUGGACGAGCACUUGAAAAAAUUGUCUGUAGAUGAUCCUGAUGCUGGAGAUGCCGACAUUUUGAUCACUCAAGAUGGAGAAGAGAUCAUCAACCAAGCCAAGUUGGAGGCUGCAAGAGACUCGUCUGAAGAAGAGUCUGAAGCUGAAGACGAGGACGCAGAGGAUGGCGCUUUGGCUGUGGGUAAAAAGGAUAAGAUCACUUUGCAAUUACCACCAGCUUCAACGGUAUACUUUGUGGGAGACACCCCCGAGUCCGAUAUUCGUUUUGCAAAUUCGCAUGAUAUAUCAUGGCACUCGAUUUUGGUGAAGACGGGAGUGUACCAGGCGGGUACUGAGCCUAAGUACAAGCCCAAGCACUUGUGUGAUAACGUUUUAGAGGCAGUGGAAUAUGCGAUUGAGAGAGAGCACGAAAAGGAAUUAGCUGAAUGGAACGCUCAUGCCGACGAUGACGAUGACAAGGGUUCACGGGUGAACUUCUCGGACUUUAUGAUGACUCCAUCAGAAAAGAAUAAGGAAGAAAAGAAACCAAUAAGUGCGGUGGAUGAGCACGAAUCGGUUGAAGUUCCUCAAGGAUUGAGUGAACAACUUGAGAAGUUGAAGAACAUGCAGGUAUAA